This is a messenger RNA of Cornus florida, 2605 nucleotides long. RefSeq names its product protein INVOLVED IN DE NOVO 2-like. The transcript is spliced from 7 exons. Lineage: Eukaryota; Viridiplantae; Streptophyta; Magnoliopsida; Cornales; Cornaceae. Gene Ontology annotation, biological process: gene silencing by siRNA-directed DNA methylation. The record is from RefSeq and is a predicted model, not a curated record. Bases 269 to 2305 code for a protein of 678 amino acids.
AUGAGGUCCAAGUCCUGGACUAAAAAGCACUUUGGUACGUUUGUGUCGUCUUGCUUUGCUCACCACCAACCCCAAUGUCACUCCCAUUUCCACUUCCCUUUUCUCGAUCAAACCGAAAACCCUAGACUCCCUUAUCCCCUCUCCGCUCCUCCUCCUUCUCCAAUUCCUCCUCCAGCUAGGGUUUUAUACUCCACAUUGCUAAAGAAAAGCAAGUGAUUCAUCUAAUUCCAAGUAUGUUCACUUUUUUAUAAUUUUUUCUGGAAGUUCAAUGGGGCAUAAUUCAGACACUGAUAUAAGUGAAUCUGAAAUUGAGGAGUACGAAGUUAAAUCUUAUGAAAAACUGAAGCGUGGAAAACUUGAUUUUAAAACAUCAGAUGAGACUUUCACUUGCCCCUACUGUCCAAAGAAAAGAAAGCGAGAUUUCUUCUACCAGGAAAUCUUACAGCAUGCAAGUGGGGUUGGCACGUGUAAUUCACAAAAGAGAACUGCAAGAGACAAAGCGAAUCAUCUAGCACUGGCGAAAUACUUGGAGAAGGAUCUAGCAGUUCUUGCUGGUCCGUCACAACCGGUGGCUAAGGCUAAGGCAGCAGUUGUAGCUGGUCCGUCACAACCGGUGGCUAAGGCUAAGGCUAAGGCAGCUGUUGUUGCUGGUCCAUCACAACCGGUGGCUAAGGUUAAGGCUGAGGCUGAGGCUGAGGCUGAGGUUGAUCCCCUUGCAGAUCAUGACCAUGAUGAGAUGUUUGUGUGGCCAUGGAUUGGUAUUGUUGUUAACCUUCGAACCGAGUGGAAAGAUGGGCGAUAUGUUGGGGAAAGUGGUUCUAAGCUGAGGGAUCAGUUGAUAAGGUUAGGCUUCAAUCCCAUAAGAGUUCAUCCUCUGUGGAACUAUCGAGGGCAUUCGGGAAGUGCCGUUGUGGAAUUUAACAAAGACUGGUCUGGGUUCAAUAAUGCUAUGUCAUUUGAGAAGGCCUAUGAAGCAGAUCAUCAUGGGAAAAAAGACUGGCAGGGAACUAAGGACGACAAAGGAUCCAAUCUCCAUGCUUGGGUUGCUCGUGCUGAUGACUACAAGUCCGAUGGGAUCAUUGGAGAACAUCUUCGUAAGACUAGAGACCUUAGAACCAUUUCUGAUAUCAUGGCAGAAGAGGCUCGGAAAACUAGUAAACUUGUAUCUAAUUUGACAAACAUAAUCGAGGUGAAGAACAAACACUUAGAAGAGAUGCAGUUCAAAUUCAGCGAGACUUUAAACUCUCUUAGCAAAUUAAUUGAUGAAAAGGAUAAGCUUCAUCAUAACUAUAAUGAAGAGCUGAAAAAGAUUCAGUCAAGUGCACGAGAUCAUUUUCAGAAGAUCUUUAAUGAUCACGAAAGGAUUAAAGUGCAACUAGAAACUCAGAAGAGUGAGCUUGAGCUGAGGGGUAAAGAAUUGGAAAAGCGUGAGGCCCAGAAUGAAAGUGAUAGAAAAAACCUGUCUGAAGAGAUUGAAAAGAAUACCAUAAAAAAUAGUUCGCUUACGUUGGCAGCUAUAGAACAACAGAAAGCUGAUGAAAAUGUAAUGAAACUGGCAGAAGAUCAGAAGAGGCAAAAGGAGGAUCUCCACAAGAGAAUAAUUCAACUGGAGAAACAACUGGAUGCAAAACAAGCCCUAGAGCUGGAAAUCGAGCAAAUGAGAGGGACCUUGAAUGUUAUGAAGCACAUGGGAGAUGACGGUGAUUUGGAAAUUCUGAAAAAGGUGGAGGGGAUGCACAAGAUGUUGAGAGAAAAGGAAGGAGACCUUGAUGAUUUAGAAGCAUUGAAUCAAACGCUAAUAGUGAAAGAGAGGAAGAGCAAUGAUGAACUGCAGGAAGCUCGCAAAGAAUUGAUUAAUGGCUUGAAAGAAAUAUCAAGAAGUGCUCAUAUUGGUGUUAAGAGGAUGGGAGAACUCGACAACAAACCGUUUCAUGAAGCAAGCAAGAGGAAGUAUAAUGAGAUGGAAGCAGAUGAAAGAGCUUUGGAACUGUGUUCAUUGUGGGAGGAGUACCUUCGAGAUCCUGAGUGGCAUCCCUUUAAAGUCAUCAAGGUUGGCGGAAAACAUCAGGAAAUGAUAGAUGAUGAUGAUGAAAAAUUGAAUUCUCUGAAGAAUGAAUUUGGCAUUGAAGUGUACAAGGCUGUAACAUCAGCUUUGACGGAGAUAAAUGAAUACAACCCGAGUGGAAGGUAUAUAAUCUUGGAGCUCUGGAACUAUUCGGAAGGAAGGAAAGCAUCACUGCGAGAGGGAGUUGCCUUCAUACUGAAACAAUGGAAAAUACAUAAGCGCAAGAGGGAAAUGCUUUGAUGGUUGGAAUUUAUGCUGUACUUGUGCAAUGCAUUUCUACCCGUGUCUGUGUGAUGACCUAAAAAGAAAAUUGAGGGUGAAAUGCUGUUAUUUAUGAUGUAUCCCAUAAAAGCAUGGCUGAAUGUUUGGCCGUAGAUUAAACUCUUGAAAAUAAACCAUUGGACUUUGUAGCAUCAUUCCUUGUAUGAGCUCUAUCUAGAUAACGUAUUCCAGGUUGGAUAUGAUGACUUAAAUUUAUUUUCUUUUUCAGAAAGUUGUUUUAUUAUUUAUGCAUAUUAUUAUGCUUGAAAUUCCCUUAAA